Messenger RNA from Gloeophyllum trabeum ATCC 11539, 1638 nucleotides. RefSeq lists its product as uncharacterized. The transcript is spliced from 3 exons. Gene Ontology annotation, biological process: calcium ion import across plasma membrane. The record is from RefSeq and is a predicted model, not a curated record. Gene Ontology annotation, molecular function: calcium channel activity. NCBI's taxonomy places the organism in Eukaryota, Fungi, Basidiomycota, Agaricomycetes, Gloeophyllales, Gloeophyllaceae. Bases 1 to 1458 code for a protein of 485 amino acids.
AUGCUCCCUUUGACUUUAUUUUGUCUGCUGCAAGCAUAUCUCUCCUACGCGCAGACGACUCCGGGCCUUGCGAUAGGCUCGCUGACCACGAUCACCGAUGCCAAUGUUACCAAUAACCAAGGAUUCAGGCUACCUGCGUCAUCCAACCUCUCUGUAUCCAUUGCGCUAUGUUCGAGUUCAUCAAAUUCACCGCGGUUCCUCGUCACGAACAAUACCGACAUAACCUUACCGGGACCCAGCGGGGGGACUGAUGUCUAUGAAAUAGAGCUCAGCGAUGGCUACGGCAACUGGAGUGGGAGUACGCCGGAGGGAGGUGUACUGGCAGUCCUGAACGCGGGGCAAGCACCGUUUGAAGUGGGUGUAUCCGACGGGGAAGCAGGUCCCAUGCAUGAGAUCCUGCCUACCAUUCCUCUACUAGGAGAGACAACAUCGAACCAAGCCCUCAUCUUCUCCCCGCCUUUCUCUCCUCCCCCAAUUGUAUCGCCCAGUUAUCCGAACUACACCCUCCCGCCAGCCAACCUCACUUAUCCCGAGCAACCCUCCACAGCCGCCGCGACCAAUUUCACUCUCGUCCUCGCCCCAACAUCCUCCUCGCUAGCCAGUCAAUUGCAAACCGGCUGCUCACUCACAUCCUCUCCGUCCCAGGCUGGCUCACAGAUCUUCCAGAGCCUUUGGCUGCGCGACGAGAAGGGCUGGCGGUCGCAGUGGCUGAUGGGCGGGCUCACGCCCCUCACAAACUACACUGCAUACGUCGUCACCAACCAGACGAAAGUCUCGGGUCCCAUUUACUUUACCACGAAAUCAGCACUGUUCUCCUGCCCGAUAGUCCAUUCCCUCCCCUACUGCCCCGCCGUCUCCUACGCCGCGCCCCUCCUACCGCCGCCGGUCGGCUUCGACGCCCACGACGCUCGCACCGUCCCAGACUCGGUCAGCAGCCCGCUCAUCUCUGGGCUGGGCAACUUCUCCACGAUGCUCACCACGAUCGCCUGCGGACGGGACAUCUACUCGCCCAUCCAGACGUGCGCAGACUGCCAACGCGAAUACCGCAACUGGCUCUGCGCCAUCUCCUUCCCGCGCUGCUCCGAAGAAUCGCCGCCGUCGUCGUCAUCCACCACCUCGGUCGCAUCGCAGGAAACGGGUGCGCAGAAGCCAUUGUCGGCGUUGGUGCCCGUGGCGUCGAACUUGCCGCCACGUAGCAACCCUGCCAUGCCGAAUGCGACGACGGGCUACGACAUGCUCUUACCAUGCCUGGAGACGUGCACCGCCGUGGACCGCGCGUGCCCGUACUUCCUCGGCUUCAAGUGUCCGCUUCCGCAGUUCAAUGCGAACGUGAGUUAUGGGGUCGGUUUUAUCGACAGUGGCGUGGCGGGACAGCAGGGUGGCGGAGCUACUGGUGUCAGCCAGGAUAGAUGGGGGAAUGUCUGGUGUCAUGGACCUGGGAUGGAGGAGGGGGCUUAGGUGUGUGUAGUAGUCUCACUCAUGACAUCCAUGUAAUAGUGGUGCUCUGUCUGAUGCUGUCUUAGGUAUCGGUAUCCUGUGUAUGAAGCCGAUGCAUGUAGAUGUAGCUAAUUUAUUGGUAUCAUGUGCGAGUAAAACGCGUAUAUCAGUUCUCUUGUCGCCACCACGGGUGCAUAGAAG